Molecule: messenger RNA, 769 nt
Organism: Nicotiana tabacum (common tobacco)
Lineage: Eukaryota; Viridiplantae; Streptophyta; Magnoliopsida; Solanales; Solanaceae
Source: RefSeq, a predicted model, not a curated record
AUGCCUCAUAACUUUCCCGAUGAUAUCGUCGUCGAUAUACUGCUAAAGCUUCUUGUCAAAUCACUUGGAAAGUUCAAACUUGUUUGCAAAUCAUGGCGUUCUCUAAUUGAAGAUCGUCAAUUCAUCAAACAACACCGUGACGGAUGCCAAAGUGAUAUAAAUUGUCACAGAAUCUUAUUGGCUUGCUGGUACAGGUCGUGUUACCUAGACUGCUACUCCAUAGAUGCUCCACUUCGACAUGAUUCUGUUGUCUCUCCUCUUGAGCUUCCAUUUCAAGAUAUCAAAAUUUUAUGGGAUGAAUUAUUUACGUGUGAUUCUGUAUUUGUGAAUUCUUGCAAUGGUUUAUCUCUUCUAUGCUUCUCUUCUGACAUAAUUGUUUUGUGGAACCCGACCAUCAGAGAAUCAAGAAUAAUCCCUAGUCCAAUCCCUGAUGCGAAUUGGGUUGAGCAUGACCACGAGAUUAUUCAAUGUUUGGAUUUGAAAAAUGAAAAAAUUGAAGAAAUAUUAUAUCCAGAUGGGGCAGAUGAUAUAGAUGAUGAGUUUAUAUUCAACGUUUAUGAUUCAAAAAGACGAAAAUUUGUAGAAGUUGAAGUUGAUGGGCUUGAACAAGUUAAAGCCUCAUGGAGAGUGUCACCCGAGCAGGUUUGCUUUAGCACCAGUCACUUCUCAGGCUGGAGGAGGGCUCAGACACUUGUUACUCGCACUCCGGAGCAGGUGGCUCCCCAGAUUCAAAUUACAGCGGUUCCGCCAGCUGGAGCAGUUCAGCCAG